GGUGCAUUUCAUUGCAUGAAUACCAUAUUGUCAUCAACAGGCAGAACACAAUAACGUAAAGUGCUCCGUCCCAUUCACUGCCUCGCCAUCCAGAGAGUGGCGGUAGUGUGCAUACAGUAAAUAGGGUAGCGGUGCAGCGGUAUUUUGAGAUUCAUUAGAGUCGGGACAUGAGGCGAUGAACACUUUCGUUGGAUCUAUGGUCUUAAUUUGAGAAGCAAUAUUUUCGUUUGCGGCGCUGACAUGAGGAUGUAGACGCACACCAUGGUUUAUCAACGCCCACCCUACCUUGUGCGCCUGCCAAGUACGGUCAAGGAACUCUUGCUCGACAUGCAGACGAAAGCUAAACAGCUUCAAUGGAGCAUCAUGGGUAGUCAGAAUGACGUGACCUUGACCUUGACUUGGCAAUGUAAACAAAAGAAACUUGGAAAGAGAGAAAAGAGGCCAAAGGCAAAGCAGAAGACACCAGACAAUUUAAGUUUAAGUGAUUGGGUCUCCGACACCGAAUCGACCCAAUAUCAACGAUUUUCCAAACAAUUAGAAAUAGUCCAGAUGAUAUCAAAACUAGCUUCCGCAAUGUCGAAGAAACCUAUUGCUGGGAACUUUCUCGGGGAUAUGUCAGAGAUGGUGCAUUCUGCUGUGAGUCCACAAGACACCGAUGACGGGUAUCUGACAGAGAAGGCCACACCGGAUGAGAUGCAUGUUUACCCCAAGGUGGUUGUUCGGCCACCGUUCUAUCUCCCAAGCACAGAAACACUAAUCAAUGGUGAUGAGAAUGACAAUGCCACAGACACCAAGUCAAAUCCGGUCCAGGUACCGGUACCGUUGCCACCUCCACCGGCCCCUCCGGUUCCUAACAAACCGCCAAAAUUCACAUUGUGCAAUACUAUCAAAUCAAAAUCACUAAAUCUUGACAAGGACGACACAUCAUAUAAAACAAACUCUGAAACCAAUCUUUCGGACGUUGAAACAUUUCAAAACUAUUUCGAACCAAGUUUUUCGGGAGAUGCAGCGUUACACGACAUCCUAGAAACCAAUACAGAGGAUGAAGAGUCACAAUUAGAGCGUCGGGAUGGACACACUUGGGAAAUGUCAAAAUCAAGUAUUGAUCCCAGUACGGAGGACGGGAAUACAUCUUGCGAUCGACUGCUGACCCCGGGGUCGGAUUAUACGGACAAUGAAAUAGGCAGUGCAAUCAGAUUUGGAAAAUAUGUGAAAUUUCAGGAUUCAGAUAGCGAGAUUUUUCACGGUUCCGGGAGAUUUUAUGAUUGGGAUCUAGGAGAGAGUGACCAUGUGGGGACUGAUUUGGAUGAAGUCAUACCCCUGCAGGACUUGGACAACUCUCCUAGACACAAGCUUUCGUACAUCGAACCUGACUCGGUCGAGAAUCUGAACAAAAAGAAGAAGGUGAAGCGGAGAAACAGCUUUCAAAAACUUUUCGCUCCCUUGCAGCGGAAACAAAAACAUGACAAGAAGAAACCACCCAAGUCGCCAAAACUUGGGCGGAAACUUAUUUCCCCCAAACCACUUUAUUUACGAAAGAAUUAUAUCAGUACUUCCAGUUCAGUUCCGGGCAGUGAGGACACUAGUUACAAUAAGGUUAUUGCAUAUCAGAGGAUUAAAACUGGUACAAAUAGACAGGGAGGGGAUGCACAUUCAGAGACGUGGGACUCCAGUUUAGACAGUCACCUACAGCUGUCUGUGGAUCAUUGCCUGCAAUCAUGUGAUAGUAUACUCUCCAGGCAAGCGCAUGCACCCUCUGAUCUCUAACAUAUACAGUAGAACCUCUCUAUUAAGGACACCCUCGGGACUGACAAGUGCUGUCCUCAAUAGAGAGGUGUCCUGAUUAGAGAGGUCAAAUUGAAUGACAACAACCAAUUUGGGACCAAACCUAGUGUCCUUAAUUGAGAGGUUGUCCUAAAUAGAGAGGUGUCUGCUAAGGGAGGUUCCACUGUACAUGUACUUGGGCUUUCGUCAUUCAUAAAUUUCAUGUUAAACUUUAAUUGAGUUUCUCCAAUCAUUUGUUGAAAAAUGAAGUAAGCAUUAAAACAAUGAAUACUUUACACAACCAUGGUGCGAACCAAAUUUAAUGAUCUCGGACUGUAAAUUCAUUUGUUUCCACAACAUUUUCAAGAAGGGUUACAAUCGUAUGGUCUUAUUCUCUUCUUGGUAUAUUGUUUAAUGUGCAUUUACACAUUUCCUGUCAUUUGUAAAUAGAGUGAACAGUCACUAGAAUCAAUCAAUAAAACAGAUAUGAAAAAAGAA
Messenger RNA from Lineus longissimus, 2262 nucleotides. RefSeq lists its product as uncharacterized. Bases 262 to 1767 code for a protein of 501 amino acids. The transcript has 2 exons. Lineage: Eukaryota; Metazoa; Nemertea; Pilidiophora; Heteronemertea; Lineidae. The record is from RefSeq and is a predicted model, not a curated record.